UCGCAUGCGCAUCUAAUAAUUGUUAGGUUAUGGUGUAAUGUUUAAUUGUGUAUCCGUUUAUCUUUUUGAGAAGUAAUGGGGAUUUUAACUGAUCCUAGCGCGGGUCAGGGCAAAAUAACAAAAAUAAUAAUAAAAUAUUAUUCAAAAAUCACCAUAUUAAUGUAUGUAGGUGGUGUGAUAUGGUUCUGCCUACUCGCAUAUACUCCUUUAAACGCAGGCACAUACUUUUCCGAAAAUGCGCUACUACCUGGCCUGGUGAAAUCCGAAUUUCGAGAUGAGAGCUCCGCGAAACAGUAUUUCGAUGAGUUGCAGGAUGAAAUGAAAAUGUACGAAAAUUCGAUUCCCUACCCUUGGAUUUUGGCAAAAUUUCAACAGAUUGGUUUAGAUACUUACACUCACAACUUUACAUUGAAUUAUCCCUUAGGAAAGGCCAAUAUCAAAUACAGCGGGAAGAAUGUUUAUGGGAUUCUUCGUGCGGCAAGAGCUGGCAGUACAGAAUCGCUGGUGAUGAGCGUCCCAUAUAGACCUCCAAGUAAUAUUCAUCCAAGUACGGCGUCGUCAGUUGCAAUUAUGCUGGCCUUUGCGAAACAUGCCAAUAGACAGAAGUAUUGGUCGAAGGAUAUUAUCUUUUUAAUCACAGAACAUGAGCAGUUAGGUGUUCAGGCAUGGUUGGAAGCGUACCAUAAUGUAGUAUGCGGCCAUCAAGGUAUAUUAGACCAUGGCGAUUUGCGGGGACGUGGUGGUGCUAUUCAAGCAGCCAUUAAUUUGGAGUUCCAAGUUGUCAAUAUAGGAAGAAUGGAUAUCAAAGUGGAAGGAUUAAAUGGUCAAUUGCCAAAUCUGGAUUUAUUUAAUUUGGCCACCAGAAUGUGUGCCAAGGAGGGAAUCAUGCAUAGCUUCAAAAAUCGCGAAAAUCGGAAUUAUCGUCAACCAAUGAAAGAUUGGUCUUACGCAUUUGAAACAAUGAUGUAUAUGGUGUUUACGCAAGCUACUGGGAUACCAAAUGGAAAUCACGGUUUGUUUCAUAGAUUUGGCAUUCAGGCGCUUACACUAGAGGGCGUCUCCGAUCAUAGAAGUCGUCAUGGAAAUUUUUUGUCCACCGGGCGUGUUUUGGAGAGCAUUUUUAGAAGUUUGAAUAAUUUACUGGAGCGAUUUCAUCAAAGUUAUUUUUUUUAUUUAUUGCCUUCGUCAGAUAGAUUCAUUUCAAUUGGUUUGUACAUUCCAUCUGUAUGUCUUAUUGCUGGAGCUCUCUUUCUGAAAGCCUGUGGUAAAUGGUUUCGCCUGUAUCAGUAUUUGGUUAACUUAAGUGAACAAGGUAGGUAAUUGAAACCAAUAAUUG
Messenger RNA from Photinus pyralis (common eastern firefly), 1336 nucleotides. It is a transcript of the gene GAA1, whose product is annotated as glycosylphosphatidylinositol anchor attachment 1 protein. Gene Ontology annotation, biological process: attachment of GPI anchor to protein. Gene Ontology annotation, cellular component: membrane; GPI-anchor transamidase complex. NCBI's taxonomy places the organism in Eukaryota, Metazoa, Arthropoda, Insecta, Coleoptera, Lampyridae. The coding region runs from base 76 to 1320 and encodes 414 amino acids. The transcript is spliced from 6 exons. The record is from RefSeq and is a predicted model, not a curated record.